CUUCCUUACUUCGAGAUGGCGGCCGGCGUUCUGCUUUGGGUUGUUGGUCCGAAAGAGAAUGCCGUCAGUUCCUCCGCUCUACUCGGUCUCAUACCCAGAGCCGGAACUGGCGGCGGCGUCGCUUCCCAGUUGGGAACUAGGCCCAGGGGCGCCGGCGCAGGCGCUACAAGCCAGAGGCCGAGAAUUGCGUCGUCGAUGAAUUCGAAUAGCGGGGUGUCUGCUGUGUACUCGAGCAGCGCCGCCGUUGCUGCGAGCCCGGCAAGAUCUUCGGAAGAGAAGGUCUACGAGGUGGUGCUAAAGCAGGCGGCGCUGGUGAAGGAGCUGCAGAGACGGUCGGCGGAGGAAGAGGCAGUAGCCGGAACGAUAUCGAAUUGGGAUCUUCUGAACGACGCUUACGAUAGGUGCGGCGUGGUCUGCGCCGAGUACGCCAAA
Molecule: messenger RNA, 432 nt
Organism: Linum tenue
Lineage: Eukaryota; Viridiplantae; Streptophyta; Magnoliopsida; Malpighiales; Linaceae
Source: the annotation of a GenBank genome assembly